AUGUACAAGUGUGGCCGGUGCGGGCGUGCGGCUGUGACGGGCCAGGUCGUCCCGGACGGCCGGACCGUCGGAUUGGCACGUGUUCCGGUGCUGCCGGCGCGCGUGGAGGCUCUGAGCGGCCUCUCCGCCAUCCCGCUCGAGUACGUCCGCCCCGCCGACGAGCGAGCCGGCCUCGGGGACGCCUUCCACCUGGCGCGCACCCAUGCCAACGACCACACCGCGCCGCGGAUCCCCGUCGUCGACAUCUCCCCCUUCCUGGGCGCCACCAGCAGCCAGCAGCAGCGGGACGCGUGCGUGGAGGCCGUGCGCGCCGCCGCCGCCGACUGGGGCGUCAUGCACAUCGCCGGCCACGGCAUCCCUGCCGAGCUCAUGGACCGCCUGCGCGCCGCCGGAGCCGCCUUCUUCGCCCUCCCCAUCCAGGACAAGGAGGCCUACGCCAACGACCCCGCCGCCGGCCGCCUGCAGGGCUACGGCAGCCGCCUCGCCACCAACGCCUCCGGGCAGCGCGAGUGGGAGGACUACCUCUUCCACCUGGUGCAACCCGACGGGCUCGCCGACCACGCGCUCUGGCCCGCGCACCCGCCCGACUACGUCCCCGCCACCCACGACUUCGGCCGCCGAACACGGGAGCUGACCUCCACGCUGCUCGCCAUCCUCUCCAUGGGGCUCCUCGGCCCAGACCGCGGCGACGCGCUAGAAAAGGCGCUCAUCACCCACUCCCAGGCAGAGGCAGGAGACGAACAUGAACAGAAGCAGCAGCAGGACGACCUCGACCUCCUCCUGCAGUUCAAGAUCAACUACUACCCGAGGUGCCCACAGCCGGAGCUGGCCAUCGGCGUCGAGGCCCACACGGACGUCAGCGCCCUCUCCUUCAUACUCCACAACGGCGUGCCGGGGCUGCAGGUGCUCCACGGAGGCCGCUGGGUCACGGCGCGCGACGAGCCGGGCACCAUCAUCGUGCACGUGGGCGACGCCCUAGAGAUCCUCAGCAACGGCCGCUACACCAGCGUCCUCCACCGCGGCCUCGUCAACCGGGACGCCGUGCGCAUCUCCUGGGUCGUCUUCGCCGAGCCGCCACCGGACACCGUGGUGCUGCGCCCGCUGCCGGAGCUCGUCAUGGCAGAUCAGCCCGCGAGGUUCACGCCCCGCACAUUCAAGCAGCACCUGGAUAGCAAGCUUUUCAAGAAGAAACAGCAGGAGCAGCAGAAAGCAAAGGAGGAGGAGGAUGGCAAUGGUGUCCACCACCACGACGAGCCGCCGCCUCAGACUCAGACCCAUUGA
Molecule: messenger RNA, 1281 nt
Organism: Miscanthus lutarioriparius
Lineage: Eukaryota; Viridiplantae; Streptophyta; Magnoliopsida; Poales; Poaceae
Source: the annotation of a GenBank genome assembly